Molecule: messenger RNA, 462 nt
Organism: Hyaloperonospora brassicae
Lineage: Eukaryota; Oomycota; Peronosporomycetes; Peronosporales; Peronosporaceae
Source: the annotation of a GenBank genome assembly
AUGAGUCUCUGGUGUCGCUGUCUGUCGCGCAGACGCAGCGACGUGCAGCGACACGGGCUCUUCCACGAGCAGUUUGAGCGCAUUCAGAUCGUGUACCCCGGCACGAGCUACGUCUGUCUCCUGGACGGCGACACGGGGGCCAUGAUAGCGCAAUCGGAGACGACGGAGGUGAACACGGACGAGUUUAUGCGCACCAUUAUGAACCUCAAGGACGCAGCGCUGCAGUUUGCGGCGACGCUGAACCAGAUCGAUCCGCAGGUUGUGCAUGUUCGAGGAGUACAGGGCAUGUUCUCUUGCUACGGGUCUGCGCACAUGAUUCUGGCUUUUUACAGCGAGAUGUCUAGCGGGGACUUGGAGUCGCUCGACUGUUUCGAAGCAGACAAGAGCAUUGAACCCAUCACAGGGGAACUGCAUCGGAUCUUAGACGCCUGUCAAACUGGCAAACGGCGGUACCGACGCUAG